This is a messenger RNA of Cajanus cajan (pigeon pea), 1665 nucleotides long. RefSeq names its product amino acid transporter AVT6C. Gene Ontology annotation, molecular function: L-amino acid transmembrane transporter activity. The record is from RefSeq and is a predicted model, not a curated record. Gene Ontology annotation, cellular component: membrane. Lineage: Eukaryota; Viridiplantae; Streptophyta; Magnoliopsida; Fabales; Fabaceae. Gene Ontology annotation, biological process: amino acid transmembrane transport.
AGAGAAGGGAACGUGUAAUUUUCAUUACACAACCAUUUUAAGAGAUAGGAACCUCCGUCACUCACCGCCACCGGCUCUCCCUCCGAUCAGGGCCACUUUGACCGCCGACAUGUCUCCGGCGGCAGGACUCAACGUCCCUCUCCUGGGCGAAUCCAAAGCGGCGCCGGCGCCGGCUUCGGUCCCCGGUGCGGUGUUCAAUGUGGCGACCAGCAUCGUCGGCGCCGGAAUCAUGUCGAUUCCGGCGAUCAUAAAGGUUCUCGGCGUGAUUCCUGCUCUCGUCAUGAUUCUCGUGGUGGCCGUGCUGGCUGAGCUAUCCGUCGACUUCCUCAUGCGCUUCACGCAUUCCGGCGAAACGACAACGUACGCCGGCGUCAUGAGGGAGGCGUUCGGAUCUCCGGGAGCGUUGGCGGCGCAACUUUGCGUCAUCGUCACCAACGUUGGGGGUUUAAUUCUCUACCUUAUCAUCAUCGGGGAUGUGCUGUCUGGGAAGCAAAAUGGAGGUGAAGUGCAUUUGGGUCUUUUGCAACAGUGGUUCGGAACUCACUGGUGGAAUUCCAGGGAAUUCGCUUUGUUUUUCACCUUGGUCUUUGUAAUGCUUCCAUUGGUAUUGUAUCGACGUGUAGAGUCAUUGAAGUACAGCUCUGCAGUGUCAACUCUUCUUGCAGUGGCUUUUGUUGGCAUAUGCUGUGGGUUGGCUAUAUCUGCUCUGGUGCAAGGAAAAACAAAAACUCCUAGAUUGUUUCCUAAGUUAGACUACCAAACCUCAUUCUUUGAUCUGUUCACUGCAGUUCCUGUUGUUGUCACAGCCUUCACAUUUCAUUUCAAUGUGCAUCCCAUUGGGUUUGAACUUGCCAAGCCAUCUCAAAUGACAAAAGCAGUUCGAUUGGCAUUGUUGCUUUGUGCUGUGAUCUACAUUACCACAGGCCUAUUUGGGUACCUGUUAUUCGGGGAUUCAACACAGUCAGACAUUCUCAUCAAUUUUGACCAGAAUGUUGAUUCCACGGUUGGUUCCUUGCUCAACGGUUUGGUCCGUGUAAGCUAUGCACUUCACAUCAUGCUGGUGUUUCCUCUCUUGAACUUCUCUUUAAGAGCCAACAUAGAUGAAGUUCUCUUCCCCAAGAAGCCUCAGCUAGCCACAGACAACAAAAGAUUUGUGAUCCUCACUCUGGUGCUACUUGUAUUCUCCUACCUUGCAGCUAUAGCAAUCCCAGAUAUUUGGUACUUCUUUCAGUUUCUUGGAUCAUCAUCCGCAGUGUGCCUUGCCUUCAUUUUCCCCGGCUCUAUUGUUUUAAGGGAUGUUCAUGGUAUAUCAACAAGAAGGGACAAAAUAAUAGCACUGGUUAUGAUUAUACUAGCUGUGGUGACAAGUGUGCUUGCUAUUUCCACCAACAUAUACAAUGCAUUUAGUAGCAAGUCAUAAUGCUACAUCUCUCAUUUCUCACCCUCUAUUAUUGUUUUUUAUUUAUUUUAAUUUUAUAGAAAAAUUUAUUUGGGGAGAGGGGGUGAAAGACAAAUAUAGUUUGUGAUGCUUGUGUUAUUUUUUUUUGUAUUUGGAUGGCUUGUUGUUUAUUGUAGAAUUCAUGUCUUGAGCAGCAUUGUUAUGUAUAUACUAAAUAUUGAAAGAAAUGAAAUCCAAAAGUCCACGUGAUUGGUGACGAAGUUUGA